Molecule: messenger RNA, 1985 nt
Organism: Caretta caretta (loggerhead turtle)
Lineage: Eukaryota; Metazoa; Chordata; Testudines; Cheloniidae
Gene: C1QTNF5
Product: C1q and TNF related 5
Cellular component (GO): plasma membrane; cell projection
Molecular function (GO): protein binding
Source: RefSeq, a predicted model, not a curated record
UUUCCCCUCCUCUUGUAGCUCUUGGCUCUGAAAGUCACUGAUUUCCUUUGGAGUUUGGGAGGAGAGACACAAGGAGGGGAAGGGGUGCGGGAGAGAGACAGCCUUUCCUCGGAGCUGAAGUGGUCAGGAAGAGCUCACAGGACAAGGGGACGCAAAGCCGGCGCAGCAAGAGAGCCAGGAUACACACCCCUCCACGGCAGCUGAGAUGAAGCAGCUCCUCUUCCUCUUCGGGCUGAUCGCCAGUUCCAUCCAGAUUGAGGACAACAAGAUCCCGAGCCUGUGCUCUGGGCAGCCCGGCAUCCCAGGCACGCCCGGCAGCCAUGGAAGCCAGGGUCUUCCAGGCAGAGAUGGACGUGACGGCCGGGACGGAGUGGCCGGGACGCAGGGAGAGAAGGGAGAGAUCGGGCAACCCGGAGUCCCAGGUCCCCGAGGGGACAGCGGCAGCCCCGGCAUGAAUGGUCUGACUGGGGAGAAGGGGGCUCAGGGGGAGUGCGCGGUGGCUCCCCGCUCAGCCUUCACCGCCAAGCGCUCGGAGUCACGCAGCCCACCCCUGGCGGACCAGCCCAUCCGCUUCGACGUGGUGCUGAUCAAUGAGCAGGGCCACUAUGACGCGGACACGGGCAAGUUCACCUGUGAGAUCCCCGGCGUCUACUACUUCGCUGUCCACGCCACCGUGUACCGCACCAGCCUGCAGUUUGACAUCAUGAAGAACGGCCAUUCGGUGGCCUCCUUCUUCCAGUUCUACGGCAACUGGCCCAAGCCCACGUCACUGUCAGGCGGCGCCCUGGUGCGCCUGGAGCCGGAGGACGAGGUGUGGGUUCAGGUCGGGGUGGGUGACUACUUCGGCUUCUACUCCAGCAUCAAGACGGACAGCACCUUCACCGGCUUCCUGGUGUACACCUACUGGCAGAACUCAGCUGUCUUCGCCUGAGACCCGAGCUGCCCGGGGCGGGGGGAGCGAUUGAGAAGUGCCGUCCCCGCGGCGCACAGCCCAAACCCCAUCACGUCCCCUGGGGAGGGACCCCCAAGAGGCAUCAGGGUCCAGUGGCCUAAGCAUGGUGGGUUCUUCACCAUUAACGCUUCCCACUUCCCACUAAUGCGUACAGUGGGGAUAAUGAUGCUUCCCUACCCCGGGGGGCGGGGAGGGCGCUGUGAGGAUUCAUUAGUUAGUACUGCAUAAGAGCUAAGUGUUCCUAUUAUCACUGGUGCAUGAAGUUUGGGAGGUCUCAGCCCAGCCCAUCUCCUGGCUCCUUGAGGCACGCGCUGUCUGUGCAAUGUAGACGCAAGGGCAUGGUUAUUGUAUGUCACUGCCCAUAGCCAUUUAGUAUUGAAGCAUAUUCCCGGUGGUGUGAGCGCUGCAUCCCAGCAGGACUGGGCAGCAUCCGCGGCACAAACCCCCCAGUGUCUGUGGGGCUCACUCGCCGCAUCUCAGCAGAGAUUCCAAGGGCUGGGUAGGCCGUGGGCACUGAACUCCCGGCAUAUUGCUGGGGCUGCACCCUCCCUGCUCUGAACAAAAACAGGGCUCUUCAGGGGCUUCCAAUGAACAGACCCAGACCCUCAGCUGCUGUAAAUCACACAGCUCCUCUACGGAGCUUCAAGACUGUACGCCGGCUGAGGAUCUGGCUGGAUCUUCUUCCCACUUACACCCAUGGGGAUACAGAGAAACCCCAUUGAAGCCAACGUGGGAGCUCCAGGUGGACCCGGUUACAAUGGACUGGACCCUGCUCCCACUGAGUGCUGCCAUUUGACAAGCAGACACCACAUGUGGCCUGACUCCAGUACCCGCUGGACCUGCUCCAAGCACACCCUGCAUAGGGCCGCGGCUGGGACGUGGAGCAGGAGCUGGGUUGACAGGCGGCAGGUUUGCCAGCUAAGUCACCCAACCUCAUCUGUGCUAGGAGCAGGGACCACCCUGCUUUCAUGCCACCCAGACGUCGCUCUCACAGUGUAUAUGACCUCCCUCAAUAAACGGGCUCUUAACUGUU